Messenger RNA from Penicillium roqueforti, 207 nucleotides. Its product is annotated as cytochrome c oxidase VIIc family protein. The coding region runs from base 1 to 207 and encodes 68 amino acids. The record is from RefSeq and is a predicted model, not a curated record. Lineage: Eukaryota; Fungi; Ascomycota; Eurotiomycetes; Eurotiales; Aspergillaceae. The transcript has 3 exons. Gene Ontology annotation, biological process: mitochondrial electron transport, cytochrome c to oxygen.
AUGGCCACCUCCUUCGCUGCCCGUCGUGGCUUCUCCACCACUCGCACCCAGCUUGCUAGCCCCUACCACUACGCCGAGGGUCCUCGCUCCAACAUCCCCUUCAACCCGCUCACCAAGUACUUCUUCUUGCGCUACUGGAGCUUCAUGAUUGCCGGAUUCGGUGCUCCCUUCGCCAUUGCCGUCUGGCAAACCUACAAGACCAAAUAA